Messenger RNA from Chelmon rostratus (copperband butterflyfish), 2204 nucleotides. It is a transcript of the gene il10rb, whose product is annotated as interleukin 10 receptor, beta. Gene Ontology annotation, molecular function: protein binding; interferon receptor activity. The record is from RefSeq and is a predicted model, not a curated record. Lineage: Eukaryota; Metazoa; Chordata; Actinopteri; Chaetodontiformes; Chaetodontidae. The coding region runs from base 56 to 1351 and encodes 431 amino acids. The transcript has 8 exons.
GCUGUGCUGUGUCGGUGCAGACAGCAGAGCGGAGUUCGUCCGAGCUGCACCUGGAAUGAGGCGACCAGCACGUGAAAAACUACCUAGAAAAAUAUCAACCUCAACCAUGCCCGCUGCUCCUAUACUCGUAUUUAUCUUGUGGUGCCUCCAAACCAGCGCUGUGGGAGCAGAGCUGGCCGCACCACAGAGGGUGACCAUGGUGACCUUAAACACCAAUUACACACUGAGCUGGGACUGGGACCAGAGCGCCGCAGAGAGUCACAAUGUGACCUUCACCGCACAAUAUGUCUCGAAGUACAAGCUGAAGUCAAAGAGGGGCCCGAACUGGUACAUGGCGUGCGAGGAGACCUCAUACAGGUCAUGUGACUUUACAAAGUUCAGCCUACACUACCUGGGCAUCUACAUGCUCCGCGUGCGAGCCAACUUGAACGGGAAUCACUCCGACUGGGUGCAGAAGGAAUUCUGCCCCGAUAAAGAUGCUGCUGUGGGUCCUCCAAGCAAAGUGGAUCUUCGUCCCGCUGGAAGUGUCCUGGACGUCUUCAUCACCGACCCUGUGACCAGCACCAACAGCUCCAUGAGGGAACAACUUUCCAAUCUGUACUACCAGAUCGUCUACUGGGAAGGCUCGACACACACACAGGCCUCGGGAGCCCAGAUGCUGAGCAGCAGUGCCAACCUGGUGACUCUGCCAAACAUGAAGGCCUGGACGUGGUACUGCGUGAGAGUCCAGUCUCGCUGUGACUUCUACAACAAGAGCAGCAGCUUCACCCCACCCCAGUGCAUGCAGACCGAAGGUGCUACUCCGUGGUGGCUGAUCUUUUUGUACUUCUUGGGCUCUCUGGUGGUCUGCUUCACCAUCGUGCUGCUCGCGCUCUUCUUCUCCUAUCGGAUCUACAAGACCGUCAAGGCGACAUUUUACCCCUCCAACCAGCUGCCUCUACACUUCAAGGAGUAUCUCUGUGACUCUCCUGCGUCUGACAUUCCUCACCUCCUCACUCCGGAUUCAGAAUCAGAGCUCUUGUGUAAUAAGGUGACCAUCUGUCCAGUGCCGGUCCUGGAAGUCCACAACCCUCCCCCCGAGGCCCUGCCGGCGCCCCCGUCAGGCCUGGAGCCAGACAGCAGUGGCAGGCACAGCCGUCAGGACAGCAGCGGCAGCGGAGACUCAGGAGUUUACUCCACAGGGGGCAGCUCUGGUCCACGGCAGCCCAACAGCAGUCAGUCCUCCGCGGGGCCCGAGGCCCCCUGGCAGAGCACCCUCGACUCGGAGCAGGUGAAGAUGCGGGACAUGGUUCCGAGCCUCAAGACUCAACCUCUGAUCCCGGACGAGGGCAUUGUAGACAUGUGCGUCUGAAGGCUGCGCAUUUGUUGAGAAGAGCAUGAAGAGAGGAUGAUGCUGAGGAAGAUGGAGGUUUGUUGAAAAUGUGCAGCGUGCCUUUUCUCCGGCUGUCACUGUGAAACGAGGAGAGGAAGAUGUUGGAACAACGACUAAAAAAGAAGAGAUGGUGAGUGACGGGUUCACGCAUGGCACUGAUGUGCUGUGGUGUGACAAACGCUUCACUUUCUAUUUUUACACAUGCGGAUCCUCAUGUGUCAACGCGUUGGCACCAGCCAGGAAAUGCUGUCAGCACUGAUUUAAAUAUGUUGUAUGUUCCCUUCACCUCGUCUCCAGUGCUGUGAUUGGCUGACAGGCCACUCUCAAUCCUACUGAAUGUGCCUGAGAGGAUUAGAGUGCGUCUGUGCAGCGGUCUUCAUUAAUAACGCCUUCACAGAUCUGUUUUACUGUCAUGUUGCUUUAAUAAGUUAACAUAAGUAGCUUACAGGUGCUAAUUAGGUUAUGUUAAAUGAAUAUAAGCAGAUGAAGUCAAAUAAAAUGACUUUGAGAGUGUGAGAUCAGCUCAGCAGUGGAGAUACUGUUUUCAAAGCACUGUUGUAGUUGUUUGUCUUGUUUGUUGUAACAAAAAUCAACUGGUAGAAGAUAACAAGAUGCAGGAGGUGCUUUUACAACCCUGAUUCAGGAAGAGUUGGGACGCUGUGAAACAGAAUGCAGUUAUUAACUCUUUACUGAUUGCAGUUUGACGACGUGUUCCUGAGUCCAGGUAUUUAUCUCCUUUAUCCAAUCACAUGUUCACAGAGUGUUGACCCUCGCUCCAUCCUCACUGUGAACCACUGAGCCUUUCAAUCAUGAUACUAUCACCUGUUACCAA